AUGCCAAAAUCUAAACGAAGCGAGCCGCUUGACCAUCGGAAGGCUGAAGGCAUAAAAAUGCAGCAGGGCGGAGGAUCUGAUACAGAAGUCACAUGGGAGGACCAGCAGAAUAUCAACAAAUUCGGAAGGCUGAAUAAUCGCUUUCACGAGCUCGAAGAUGAGAUCAAAAUCGCUAAGGAAACUUGCGACAACUUGGAGGACGCCAGCAAUGAGUUGAUUCUCACGGACGAGGAAGUGGUACGAUUUCAGAUAGGAGAGGUGUUUGCCCAUGUGCAAAAGGACGAAGUUGAGGGCAGGAUUGAGGAAAUGAAGGCGGUGACAAGUGAGAAAUUGGAAAAUCUGAAAGAGGAGAAGGAAUCCGUGCUUGCAGAGAUGGCUGAAUUGAAGAAAAUUUUGUACGGAAAGUUUAAGGACUCGAUUAAUCUUGAGGAGGAUUAA
Messenger RNA from Neltuma alba, 438 nucleotides. Its product is annotated as probable prefoldin subunit 4. The transcript has 3 exons. The record is from RefSeq and is a predicted model, not a curated record. Gene Ontology annotation, biological process: protein folding. Gene Ontology annotation, cellular component: cytoplasm; prefoldin complex. Lineage: Eukaryota; Viridiplantae; Streptophyta; Magnoliopsida; Fabales; Fabaceae. Bases 1 to 438 code for a protein of 145 amino acids.